AUGUCGCAUAAAAAAGCUGUAGAAGCACUAAAUCGAACGCUCCAGUAUUUGCGCAGCAAUACCUGUGUAAUAAAUAAUGUAAUGGGAGGAAUGGUGGUUUUACUGGCUGGUGACUUUCGCCAAACUUCACCUGUCAUUCAAAAGGGCACACCUGCAGAUGAAAUUAAAGCAUGCCUCAAGUCGUCUAUUUUAUGGAACAAGGUGACAAAAUUCAGUUCAACUACGAAUAUGAGAGUGCAUUUGUAUAAUGAUAUCAAUGCUAGAAACUAUGCUGACACACUAUUAAAAAUUGCCGAUGGGCGGUUGGAAACGGAUGCUGAGGGCUGCGUUAAAUUGACGAGAGAUUUUUGUAAUUUAGUACAGAAUCAUUCCGAAUUAAUUGCGAGCGUUUAUUCAGAUUUAACGAACAACAUGCAAGAAGACAAAUUGUUAUGUGAAAAGGCGAUUCUUGCACCAAAAAAUGAGAGCGUUAACAAAAUAAAUUCAGAUAUAUUAAGCGAAGUAGCAGGAGAAAUAACAGAGUAUUUGUCAGUAGACACAGAACAGAGCACUUCAUAUCCCGUAGAGUUAUGGUGGUAG
Parnassius mnemosyne (clouded apollo) is the source of this 579-nucleotide messenger RNA. The record is from the annotation of a GenBank genome assembly. NCBI's taxonomy places the organism in Eukaryota, Metazoa, Arthropoda, Insecta, Lepidoptera, Papilionidae.